Molecule: messenger RNA, 2731 nt
Organism: Procambarus clarkii (red swamp crayfish)
Lineage: Eukaryota; Metazoa; Arthropoda; Malacostraca; Decapoda; Cambaridae
Source: RefSeq, a predicted model, not a curated record
GUGGAGGGAGCAUUUGAAGGUUGGGUCCAGCAGCGGGUAGACGAGCUCUACACACCAAGUGUUCCUUCUCCCUGAGGACCACACCACGCUCACUCCACCUACCAUAGCCACCACACCUACACUGACCUAGCAAUUAUGGGUGAAAAAGAGGCUGUUCCGUUUUUCACCAGCCUCCUGUCUUUAGGCCACUACGUUGAUGAACAAGUCUCACAUCUGAAGGAGGAGAUGUCCUUUCCUGCAGGUCAAAAACCACAUAUUUAUGAUAUAGGCCUUAGAAAAUUCAAGAAAGAAGUUCAGGAAUUGAAGAAUCUAUCCAAUGAAGUGAAUCAGAACCUUAAGGUGGUGACCAACUUCUCCGGCUACCUUGAAUCAAUGCAGGAACAUUUGAAUCAACAAGCAACUGAUAUCUGUAAGAUGGAACGGUACCUUGCCAAGUUUGGUUAUGUUCCUCUUCAAACUCAAGUCAGUGAAGAGCAGAAUGCAGUGAAAGAAAAAAAGGAAGGACUUUCUAUCAAGCAAACUUUAGUUACCGAAGAUUCUCAGAAAUCAGAAGAGAAGCCUGUAUCAAGUAGCCUGGUAGCUGAGAAAUCCAAAGAUCAGGUGAACAUUUCAGUGCCAGUCAUUGCUCAAAGCAACAUUGGAGUAAAAAAUACUCAACCCACAAACUCUCGUGAUGGAGCAAGGCUGUCGGUAUCGCUGGCAUCGCUGUCACGAUCUCACGUCACAGUAGAUCAGUGGCUGGCGGGUAUAGAAGAGAGUGGUAACGUGACUCCUGAUGUCUUACGUAAAACCUCUAUUAGGAAAAAGUUGCUUCAUCCACCAGUAAUGGAAGCUGGAAAAUCUUACCAAUCAUCUGAUGGUGAUAAGCUCCAACUAGAGACAGGCUUAGCAGUCCCUCAUAUAACUGACCAUAAAUCUAAGGACACAAAUCUUCAGAUUCCCACAGAUCCUCAAUUUAUAAGUGUGCCUAAAGAUUCAUGCUGUGAAUACACUCCCCCAUGCGAGCCACAGUUCUCAGAAUAUACCAUGCAGGUUUUAAUGAUGAAACCCAUUUUAGGCAAAAAGGAAGAGAGUAAAAAUGAUAUUGCAGAAGAUACUGUAAGUGCUGCAGAAUUAAAAAUUGCAUGCUCGGUUACUCCAGAAGAACCUGGUCUCUCAUUAUUUAGUUCUGUUAAACCUCAGUUAACUGUUGCAUCAAAUGAGAUUUCUACUCCAGAAGAGCCAAUUUUGCCCUUCCAAGAUUACCAAGCAUCUAAGAGAGUUGUCAAUACUCCUGAGGAGCCAGUUCUUCCCAACCAUCAGCAAAGACACUUACAUAGUCAAAGAGAGAUGAUGUUUGAGGAAUCUGCAGCGACAAUUCACAAAGAAAAGCCUGUAGAGCAAGAUGUGGACAAACUAAAAGGUGUUCAAAAAUACCACAGAGAAUUCCCUUGCUCGCCAGAAUUAUCAGAAAUAACUCGCUCUAUUCUAUCUUUAACUCUUCAGCCUCAAAAGGAUCUUUAUAAUACAAAGAGUUGCCACGAACAGCUCAGAAACCAGCCAAUAUCCUCGUCAAGUAAUAGCAAAAAUAUUGAACAUGGCCCUUUGGAGAGAAGCAUUUCUGAUAAUGCCUACGAAAGAAAACUUUUGUCACGUCACUCGCAGGAUGUAACACAUCCAAGUGAAUUGGAUCAGACUAGUAAAAUGAGAUGGCAUCAUCUGGGAGUAUCAAUGGAGCAUUUUCUGAAUAAUGAUAAACUUCCUCUUUCUCCUCAGCUCUCUGACAUCACACAAAAAAUUAUUGGCCAAAUAAAGAAAUGAUGCCUAAAUGCUAUAAAUACAAUACAUUUGAGAUUUUAUUUUCAUUUUUUGUUAAUUUAAUUUGUACUUAGUAUUACUUUACUUUUUAUCAAUUUCUAAAGCAUCAAUUCUCACUCGCAUAGAUACCUUGACUGUGUCAUUCAAGAUUUAAAUAAUUAAAAUUGAGCAUGAUGUUUAAUAGGAGGCCUUAGGGAACGUAGGAAUGUGAACAUGCAUAAGAUUAUGUAGGUUUAUUUCAGAUUGUUUUGGGCUCUUCAGCAGAGUAAAGUGCCUAAAACAUCAGAGGAUGGUGCACACUCAAGAGAUACUACAAGGAAAGAGGUGGUUAGAUCGACUGUAUGUCUGAACCUAAAAAAAAAGGAUUUUGAUAGUCCCACACAAGAGGCUGUCCUGGAAACUGGAACAUGCUGGACAGGGAGAUUUCUGACAUGGAUCAAAAUUUUCUAGUUGACAAUUAAAAUGAGGGCAAUAAUAAAGAGAGAAUAUAUCUGACUGGAGGAAUAUGUCAGGUGUACUUUCACCAGCAUGGCAACGUCUUCACCUUUCUUAAUUUUUCUGUCGUGUCUGCAAUUGAGUACUGUAGUCCCCUCUGAAAUACGACCUACCUUGCCUGUCAUCUGGCAGAGUGGUGAUAGAAGCAGAAGUCACCUUUGAAAACCUGGAAACAUGCAAGAGCCACCUCACCAAGGCAGUGCUUGAGAGGAGGGUUUCAGAAACAAAACAGUAUUCUGCAUUUAAUACUUUCAUAAGGAUUUCUAGAAAAUUAUAUUAUUUAAAUAUGAUUAUAUAAACUGUAUACAGCAUAAAGUUAAGCUGUGACUGCAGGACCAGGACAUAAUGAGUAAAACUACAAGUAAACAAAUAAUUUAUUAAAUUAUAUUUAUAAGAAACUGUACUUGUAAAAAACCUGAAAUAUAACAUUUCAAAUAAA